AUGUCUUUGUCAACAUCUACGGUCAACAUCCCUACACCUCAACAUCCUGUUCCAUUCAAACGGCAUCUUAUGCAACAAGUUAAUUUGGAGAGAAAAGGAGACAUGAUUACAGCUGUUCGGGCAAAUCGAUCUUCAAUUCCAUUGAGGUGUGUCAUAGACCUCAGGGGACUAUCUAAGAAUGCAGGGAAUAUUCAUCGAUGGAUAGUUGCGUACACACGAGAACUUUUUUGGUUCUUGACAUUUAUUAUGUCCUAA
Messenger RNA from Debaryomyces hansenii CBS767, 255 nucleotides. Its product is annotated as DEHA2F16962p. The transcript has a single exon. Bases 1 to 255 code for a protein of 84 amino acids. The record is from RefSeq and is a predicted model, not a curated record. Lineage: Eukaryota; Fungi; Ascomycota; Pichiomycetes; Serinales; Debaryomycetaceae.